AUGUCAAGUAGCGAUUCCUCUGACGACAUACCUAAUUCGAUGAAUAAUAAGGAUGCCAUUCAAAAAUUGAGUCAGGAAAUAGCUAAAAUUGAUCGCGAAAACUCUGAUAUGAUGGAGAGAAUUAACGAAUUGGAAAAAGAGGCUGAAUUGAUUAGAUCGAAAAAGGAUUUGCAAACAAAAAAGCUCGAAGAAUCUGGUGGUGUAUCAUCUUUUUUUAUUUUCUUAAUUUUAUUAGCAAUUACAUUUUAUAUUCUUCUCAAAAAGAACUAA
Messenger RNA from Trichomonas vaginalis G3, 270 nucleotides. RefSeq lists its product as uncharacterized. The record is from RefSeq and is a predicted model, not a curated record. Bases 1 to 270 code for a protein of 89 amino acids. Lineage: Eukaryota; Parabasalia; Trichomonadida; Trichomonadidae. The transcript has a single exon.